GCUGGCGGGCUGGUGCGCAGGCGGGGAAGCUGCGCGCCGCGGUCGGAAGGGAGGGGAGCGGAGGAAGGGAAGGGACGGGAAGGGGUGGCCGCGCCGGGCACAGCAUGGCUGCCAAGGUGGCUCUAACCAAGAGAGCUGAUCCAGCUGAGUUGAAAACAAUAUUUUUGAAGUAUGCAAGUGUGGAGAAGAAUGGAGAAUUCUUCAUGUCUCCUCAUGACUUUGUCACCCGAUACCUGAAGAUAAUUGGAGAUGGUUUGCCUAAUGCAAGCACUGUACAGCUCCUUGCAGGUGUGGUGGAUCAGACAAAAGAUGGGUUGAUAUCCUUUCAAGAGUUUGUGGCAUUUGAAUCAGUCCUGUGUGCUCCAGAUGCAUUGUUCAUAGUAGCCUUUCAGCUAUUUGACAAGACUGGCAAAGGAGAAGUUACUUUUGAGGAUGCUAAGCAAGUUUUUGGCCAGACCACAAUUCAUCAGCACAUUCCUUUUAACUGGAAUUCAGAGUUCGUACAGCUGCAUUUUGGAAAGGAUAGAAAAAGACACCUAACAUAUGCGGAGUUCACUCAGUUUUUACUGGAGAUACAGUUAGAACAUGCAAAACAAGCUUUUGUACAGAGAGACAGUGCUCAGUCUGGAAGAGUCACAGCUAUGGACUUCAGGGACAUUAUGGUCACUAUCCGGCCACACAUGCUGACGCCAUUCGUAGAAGAGUGUCUAGUAGCUGCUGCUGGAGGUACCACUUCCCAUCAGGUCAGCUUUUCCUAUUUUAAUGGAUUUAAUUCUCUCCUUAACAACAUGGAGCUCAUUAGAAAGAUCUACAGUACUCUGGCUGGAAAUAGAAAAGAUGUGGAAGUCACUAAGGAAGAGUUUGUUCUGGCAGCUCAGAAAUUUGGUCAGGUUACACCCAUGGAAGUUGACAUCUUGUUUCAGUUAGCAGAUCUUUAUGAGCCUCGGGGGCGCAUGACGUUAGCUGAUAUUGAAAGAAUUGCUCCUCUGGAGGAAGGGACAUUACCCUACAAUCUGGCAGAGGCUCAGAGGCAGAAAGCUUCAGGUGCUGCGUCUCGACCUAUUCUCAUCCAGAUUGCAGAAUCAGCGUACAGGUUUGCCCUUGGUUCAGUUGCUGGAGCUGUUGGAGCCACUGCAGUCUACCCAAUUGAUUUGGUAAAAACUCGAAUGCAAAACCAGCGUUCUACAGGCUCUUUUGUGGGCGAACUUAUGUACAAAAACAGCUUUGAUUGCUUCAAGAAAGUGCUGCGUUAUGAAGGUUUCUUUGGGCUUUAUAGAGGUCUGUUACCGCAGCUAUUAGGAGUAGCACCAGAGAAGGCCAUAAAACUAACUGUUAAUGAUUUUGUGAGAGAUAAGUUUAUGAGUAAAGAUGGCUCUGUCCCACUGGCUGCAGAAAUUCUUGCUGGUGGCUGUGCUGGAGGUUCUCAAGUGAUCUUUACCAAUCCACUGGAAAUUGUCAAGAUUCGAUUGCAGGUGGCUGGAGAAAUUACUACUGGUCCACGAGUUAGUGCCCUCAGUGUAUUAAGGGACUUAGGUUUCUUUGGUCUCUACAAGGGUGCUAAGGCAUGUUUUUUGCGUGAUAUCCCCUUCUCUGCCAUUUACUUCCCUUGUUAUGCUCAUUUGAAAGCUUCAUUUGCAAGUGAAGAUGGGAGGGUUAGCCCUGGAAAUCUGCUCUUGGCUGGAUCAAUAGCUGGUAUGCCUGCAGCCUCUUUGGUCACCCCUGCAGAUGUGAUCAAAACAAGGCUACAGGUGGCAGCCCGGGCAGGACAGACCACCUACAGCGGCGUCGUAGACUGCUUUGCCAAGAUCCUGCGAGAGGAAGGUCCAAAGGCUCUGUGGAAAGGAGCAGGAGCUCGUGUAUUUCGAUCUUCUCCUCAGUUUGGUGUAACUCUGGUGACUUACGAGCUACUGCAGAGAUGGUUGUAUGUGGACUUUGGAGGAGUAAAACCAGCUGGAUCAGAUACAGUUCCUAAAUCUAGGAUCACGCUCCCUGCUCCUAACCCUGACCAUGUUGGCGGUUAUAAAUUGGCAGUUGCCACUUUUGCAGGGAUUGAAAAUAAGUUUGGACUUUACCUACCUCGGUUUAAGCCAUCACCACCUACCUCAAAGGCUGCUGCAGCAGUAGGACCCUAAGUUUGUUGCUGUAGGGUUUUUGUUAUUAGUUGGGAAAGAGCCACUUUUCUAAUUGGUUAAUACUUUGUUCCUUUAGCUUCUCAUCAUAUAAAAGUUUAGCUUCAUUUGAGUUUUAAGGUAAUUUUCAUCUUAAACGUAAUCAUUUGUCUUUGUGCUUCCGUAACCAGAUCACUGUGAAAUUCUUACCAGUUGUUUUAAGUUUGGGACCAUGAAUGUAUUUGUCCACAUCUGACAUGUGCUUGUGUUGGGAAGACACUAAUUUUAGGUUCCGUUUAUUAGGGAGGGCUGGGUGAGAGCUGUGAACCAGAUCAUUUUACAGGCAGUGCGCAGUUGCAGAUUACCAGGGCAGAUGUCGCACAUCGUCACUCGAAUGGAAAAACUCAGUGGAUAUCACGGUGCUCAAAGCAGAAUGAUUUUGACUGUAUGUGUAAAUUGGUUAUAAACUUGGUGCGUGUCUGCAGAGGUCAGCAAAUAUAUACCCGGUACCUAAGUAUGCCAGUACAGCUUCAACUUUUUAAAUCUGUACACGCACAACUUCUGUUUCUGGAUCGUAUUAUGAAGCUUUUAUGUGGAACAUGUUUUUGUAAUGAAAACCACAUUUAUAAAUGUUUAGCCGUUGUAUUAUGUUACUGGUAUCAAAAUGCUCAAAAGAAAGUGUUAUUGUCCAUAGUCUUUGCACUUUAUGGCAGAACUUUUGGCAUUCUACUACACAUACAAGGAAAUUUCAUAACUAGGUGCCUAUCUUGGGUUGCUGGUGUUUGGAAUUCAGUUUGUAUAUGCACUUCUAUAGUAAAACGCUGCUUGUUUAAAUAACUGCAAUAGAAAAUUCAUGCACUGUAUCAAUGGUACCUGCCUUAAUUGCUGGCUUGUAAUUGGCAAAUAGGUGGUUUCAGAUUCUUAUUUACUUCAUCAAGUCAAAAGAGAUUAAAAUAAUCUAAAAUAAAAGAUUUUACUUAAUUUUUGGUGCCUUGCACAGUGUUUAGAAAAUUCUGUAUUUAUGCAGAUAGAAAUAAACCUUUCAAACAGA
Corapipo altera (White-ruffed manakin) is the source of this 3159-nucleotide messenger RNA. It is a transcript of the gene SLC25A13, whose product is annotated as solute carrier family 25 member 13. Bases 105 to 2132 code for a protein of 675 amino acids. The transcript is spliced from 18 exons. Lineage: Eukaryota; Metazoa; Chordata; Aves; Passeriformes; Pipridae. Gene Ontology annotation, biological process: malate-aspartate shuttle; L-glutamate transmembrane transport; aspartate transmembrane transport. The record is from RefSeq and is a predicted model, not a curated record. Gene Ontology annotation, molecular function: calcium ion binding; L-aspartate transmembrane transporter activity; L-glutamate transmembrane transporter activity.